Molecule: messenger RNA, 2427 nt
Organism: Tigriopus californicus
Lineage: Eukaryota; Metazoa; Arthropoda; Copepoda; Harpacticoida; Harpacticidae
Product: trehalase-like
Exons: 1
Coding region: 611-2338 (575 amino acids)
Biological process (GO): trehalose catabolic process
Molecular function (GO): alpha,alpha-trehalase activity
Source: RefSeq, a predicted model, not a curated record
CGUUCCAACUACGCACAUGACGGUGGCUCUCAGCUCAAACGGUGUGUGGAAUCAGCUGGGAGCGGAUCUUCAAAACAUGGCAAUGUGAUACUGUUCGCUUCUUGGGCCAGGUCAUUUGUUACGUGGACAUCGUCGCUACACGUUCAUCAACAUACGAUAAGACCUCGAGAGGAAAAAUGGUUGUUGCGUGUGCGUAAUCGCCGCUUUGGUGAGCCAACAUCAUUCGGUGUAUCGCUUCAACGAAAAUGGCCAUUUCGUCGAGCAAAGACGUAUCAUUUUACCGCCCAAAAGCCUCGAAGCUAGACUUAUGGAAGCCAAUUGGACGGUCUCUAAUCAUCAUGAGCUCAUGACGGAUUCAGAGUGGUAAAACAAGUUUUCUGGAAGCAUCUUUCCCAGAAAAGUACUUGCGGACUUGCUCCUCCACAUCGAGGAAUCAGCCAAAACAGAACUCUCAACACGCAGAGACGAAUCAUCGAGGAAGACGGCUUGCUGAGUGGUGGAGUCGAUGAUCGACUCUCAUUUCACGUGCGUGGUCAAAAGGGCUCUUCAAUUUAAUAUCUCUCAAUUGAAACGACCUUCCAUCCUCUGGAAGCAUUGAUUCUAGUUGUGAAUGAACGCUGGCCAGGGAAUCCGAUUCUGGAUUCAAAGAUUGCACUCAAAACAAUUUCCUUUUCGACUCAUUCGAUUCGAGACCAUGAAGAGCGAGAUCAAGAACUUGCCUCCACCAUGUGACUCGCCCAUUUGGGGCUAUGGGCCCGUACUGGACACCAUUCAAAAGGCCGGGAUUUUCUCGGACAGCAAGACUUUUGUCGAUUUGAAGCUCAAUCAUUCAGAGGAGAAAAUCUUAGAGAAUUUCAAGAAACUACCCGACAAUCCAAGUCAUGCAGUUCUUCUGGAAUUCAUCAACGAGAACUUCUGUCGGAACUUUCACCAAGAAAUGACGACCUGGACCCCGGACGAUUGGGUAGAAGAGCCCGAGUACCUCGAGAGCAUCAAGGAUGAGAAACUACUCUACAUCGGUCGACAGAUCAAUACCAAAUGGUUGGAGCUCAGCCGAAAGUGUUCCUCGGAGUUGGCCAAGACCCCCGAGAAGUUCUCCAAGAUCCAUUUGCCGUACGGGUUCAUUAUCCCCGGGGGACGAUUUCGAGAGAUCUAUUACUGGGACAGCUACUGGAUUAUUUGUGGCCUUCUGAUCUCAAAGAUGACGGCCACCGCCAAUGGCAUCAUCGGGAACUUGCUCCAUCAAGUGGAUCGAUUUGGACAUGUGCCCAAUGGAACCAGGAUCUACUACAUGAGACGCACACAACCGCCUUAUUUGAUCCCGAUGAUGGCCAAAUACAUUGAAAAAACAACGGAUCUGAAGUUCCUUGCCGAAAGUAUCGCAACCAUGGAGCGUGAGUUAGACUUUUUCGAAACACACCGAAGAAUCGAUUACACUUGGGAAGGUCGGCGCUACACAGUCUUCCAUUUCGGAUCCGAGAGUAGUGGACCUCGGCCCGAAUCCUACAAGGAGGAUCUGGUCGAGGCUCAAGAGAAUUUCGACACCAUCGAGGAACAGGAGGAGUGCUACAUGCACAAGAAAGCUGCGGCCGAGUCGGGAUGGGACUUCUCGAGCCGAUGGUAUAUCGACGAAAAUGGCGAGAAUAAAGGUCCUCUAAUCAACACGAAAACUUGCUAUAUCGCUCCCACCGACCUGAAUGCACUCAUGUACCAGAACUACCGAUUCAUGGCCAGAUUCCAUCGGAUGCUCGGCUCCGAGGAAAAAGGCAGGUUCUACGAUGGAAAGAGCGGCGAUAUUUUGCGCAGUUUGAACGAACUCUUUUGGUGCUCUCAAGAGCACAUGUGGUUUGACAUUGACAUGCUCAACAACAAACGACGAUACUAUUUCUAUGCUUCCAACCUAUUCCCACUUUGGGCCGAGGCUUACGAGCCUUUUCGGGCGUUCCACGUGGCCAAAUGCGCCGUCAACUACUUGCAUCGAUCCGGGGCUUUGAAUCACCCGGGUGGAAUCCCGGCCAGUUUAGAGCAUACUGACCAGCAAUGGGACUAUAGUGUGUGGGCUCCCUUGCACCAUUUCAUUAUCUAUGGACUAAAGAAGACGGGGGACGAACAAGCCAUUAAAUUGGCCAAGAAGAUUACCAAGAAGUUUGUUCAAGCUAUUUUAAGCAAUUGCACUAUCAAUGCUUUAUCGACGUCGUUUUUCGAAAAGUACGACCCGGAUAAUCCUGGCCGUCCUUUUGAUGGGGGUGAAUACUCGGUUCAAGUUGGCUUUGGCUGGACCAACGGCGUAUUGGUAGACUUUAUCAACCAAUACGGCGACGACUUGACCAAACCUUAAUGCCUUAUGUGACACGUUCUUAUAUUCAAAUCUUGGCGCCUCUUCUCAGGCUCUAUUCGUUUCAGCAAUACACUGUAGCAUGGUCUUCA